Phycodurus eques (leafy seadragon) is the source of this 3303-nucleotide messenger RNA. Its product is annotated as epidermal growth factor receptor kinase substrate 8-like protein 1. The transcript is spliced from 19 exons. Gene Ontology annotation, cellular component: ruffle membrane; vesicle; plasma membrane. The coding region runs from base 121 to 2091 and encodes 656 amino acids. The record is from RefSeq and is a predicted model, not a curated record. Gene Ontology annotation, molecular function: actin binding. Gene Ontology annotation, biological process: positive regulation of ruffle assembly; regulation of Rho protein signal transduction; Rho protein signal transduction. Lineage: Eukaryota; Metazoa; Chordata; Actinopteri; Syngnathiformes; Syngnathidae.
UGUCAUACCUGCACUCGCAUCGGGCAUAGUUUCCUUUAAUAACGCAGACAUACUUUUUCAUAUCAAGAAUAAAGUGUUGGAAGCUUGUCGGUCCUGUGAAUUACACACGCAGGACAAAGAAUGACCAACGUCCGACGGUAUUUUGUCAACCACCUGAUCACCUUCUCGCUCCAGAAAGGAGACGUGAAGACCGUGGAAGAGGCUCAGUCUCGCCUCCUCCAGCUGGCUCGGGGCAACAAGUUGUGGAGCCAACAGAUGCUGCUGGAUGUCGGACAGGAUGCCGUUUAUCUCAGAGACAUACAGACUAAGGAGGAGCUGGAGAACUACUCCUUCAACUCCAUUUUCCGCUGCGAGUCCAUUCACUCCAAGGAGCUCUUCCCAUCCCUCCUGCUCCUCGUGUGCCAAAGCGCCAACGAGAAGAAGCCGGACAUUCUCUUCUUCAACUGCGAGAACACCAAGGCAGAAGAAAUGUGCGACAUCAUCACGCAGGCUGUUUCCAAGUCCAGCAAGAGUAAGAACAUUCCCGACCCAAUCAGGCUUCCCCAUAACGGCGCAGACAUGCUCGACCCCUACGGCAUUCCGAGCCCCCCCGUACCGCACGCUCCCAACGCCCCGCCAGUCAACCCCCCGCCGUACCCGGGACUCAGAGCCAACGGAGGCCCUGACAUCUCGUUACUUCGAGCCGAGAGAGAAGUGGGCAUCCUCAAUCACUGCUUCGACGACAUCGAGAGCUUCAUGUCCAAACUGCAGCAGACCGCCGAGGCCGCCAUCGUGCUCAGCCAGAGGAAGAAGAAGAAGAAAACCAAAAAGCAGAGUGCUGAAGACGAUCUACUCACCGUGAGGGCCAGGCCGCCACCCGAAGGGGAGUUUGUUGAUAUUUUCCAGAAAUUCAAAUAUUGCUUCAGUCUGCUGGCCCGUUUGAAAUCCACCAUAGCCAGCCCCUCCUCAGACGAGCUUGUUCAUCAUGUCUUCAAACCUCUGGAUAUGAUGGUGAAGACGACAGGGGGCCCGGCUCUGGCGGCCUCCGUGUCCAGCCCCGCCCUGACCGACGCUGCCGUGUCCCUGCUGCAAGAGAACCUGACCGUGGACGAGAGGCAACUGUGGACGUCCCUGGGUCCCAACUGGACGCACGCUCGCGCUGAGCUCCGAGGGCCGAUCGCUCCGUACACGCCCGUGUUCCUAGAUGGCUGGAAGCCCAACACCUUCCGGGCGGACGGGCAGGUUUGGGAGGAUCCGGUCGAGUCACAGCACAAACACGAAGCCUUCCGGCUCAAACAAGAGCAGCAGCAGCAGCAGCAGCAGCUCAACAGCCACAUUGGUGAUGAAAUAGACACAGGAGACCCAGAAUCUGACAAAGUCUACAGCUGCAGUUACGACUUCAUUGCCAGGAACAACACGGAGCUUUCUGUGCAACAAGGGGAGACGCUCGAGGUGCUCGAGUCAUCCAAGCGCUGGUGGAAGUGUCGCAAUCGGUUCAACCAGGUAGGCUUUGUUCCCUUCAACAUCCUGGAGCCCGUCACUCACGUGGAGAGUCCCGUCACCAGCCGGCCCCCCGUUGCUCCGGCCCCGCCUCCCCUCGCCAAGACUUUCCCCCCUGUUGCACCCAGCUUGCCCCCCCUGCGCCAGAACCCCUCAGUCCAACGCGCCCCGCACAGCGUGCCCACCUACAACCAGCACGCGCCUGCAACAGAGGACAACGAUAGAGUCAUGUUGGUCAACGACGAGCUGCUCCAGAGGCUGACCAACGGAAAAGCCACCAACAGCAAGCCUCUGAUCAUCCCUCGAUCUGCAGAAACCUCUCUCCCUCUCGACUACCAUUCCAGCCCAGCGGAGGUGGCGAGGUGGCUGGCGGGGAAAGGCUUCAGUGAAUCGACGGUGACGUGUUUGGGGGUCCUGACGGGCGCUCAGCUGUUCUCCCUCAGCAAGGACGAGCUGCGAGAAGUUGUCCCGGACGAAGGCGCUCGGGUUUACAGCCAGAUGGCGGUGCAGCAAGCACUGUUGGAGGACGCUCAGAGGGCCACAGAGCUGGAGGCCGUCAUGGAGAGACAGAAAAUGAAGGUGGAUCUGAAAUUGGAGAGCAGCACAUUGUGAGCAGAUGCAUCACAGAUGGACUAUAUAGCUAUAUGAUACAGAAAGAUAAUAUAUACGGUACUUAUCUGAAAAUAGUGUGCAGCCAUGAUGUAAGCUUCCGUCUGUGAGUAUCACUGUGCCUGUUGUCAAUUGGAGUUCACUUUCAUAUUUAACGCAAGCAUGCGCUGUUAAUUUAUAGUUCUCACGUGGAUUUCACCAUCAAUUGACAGUAAUAUUCAGUAAAUGGAAAAAAUACAACUGUAUUUGAAUACAGCACCUCUACCACACAAAGGCUUACCGUGCAAGAAAUGACCAACAGGCAAUAAAGUCUUUAAUAUGGUUUAAUUGAGAAUAUUAUUUUUUUUUUCCAAUAUGAAUUCCAGCGGAACCAAAAAUCGACACCUUCACACAUGUAAAGCGACGCAGCCGUUACAAUCUGUUUGCACGUAAUUACAAAGCAGUUCAGGUCAUCAUGUAUUUUUUAUUUUUUAAUGGCAUUGUACAACUUUUCAAUUGCCAAAACUAACUCAAAUGAAUUUUCUUUAAAUGGUGAACAUUUAUAUGCUUUUUUUUUUUUUUUUUUUUCACUCAAUCAACAAAACAUGAUAGAUAACGCAACGCAAACAUUUCCAACUUUUUUUUCUACUAGACUUCACAUUUCAUUUUACCUUCACUACAUACUGGCCGCGGAGAAGGGGGGAAAAAAUAAAAAAUAAAAUAGGUUGGACGAGAAAACAUGGUGGACAUGUGGAGGGACUUGAAGAAUUAACACUCGCAAAUUCUGCAUGAGGGUUCCUAAGACUUUGGAAGGGCACUGAUCAAACCAAGAACAGGAAACCAAAACUAAUUCCAGACAUACUCCAAAGUCUGUAUAGUAAAAGAAACUUAAUAAAAGAAUAUUCACAAAUGUAUGGUCUGUUUAUUUGAUAAAGAAAGGCCACCAAAUCACCGAGGAUGAAAGUUGGCUUGAAAUUCUGUCGAUUCAUAACGACUGAAUCAGAUUUGGGUCUCAUUAAAGUCAAAGGAAGGAAAAGCAAGGAGGUUUAUGGAGGACUAUGUGGAACAAGAUGGUGACCGUCGUGUGGGACGGACGUUGGCCUUCACGGGUCUUCUCUGUCGUCUGCCCUGCGAGAGUCCGACCUGCCGUUGACGCCGUCUCGCCGCUCGCGCCCCUGCGACUCGUCUCUGGACGAGCGCUCGCGGUCUCUGGAUGACCUGGGCCCAAAGUCACAC